AUGUCUACUCAAGACUCACGCGGGAUUCUGUUCACACAUACUCGCCCUCAGGAAGGGUUCCGGUUGCUAGAACUUACCCCAGAGUUGGAAGAACUACUGACAUCGAAAGAUGCACCGGCACUUGAACUCAAAUCGCCCUCUACAGCCCUUGCACAAGCAAUAAUCGAUCCCACCGCCCACGACUACGUCAACCUAUGCACACCUACACAAACCUACCGCAUCCGCCAAGUCCAAUCCUCAAAUUCCCUGCAUAUCCUCCGUCCAAGCCGCGGAGAAAUCUCUCAAGCGGACAUCAAAGUUGUUGAAGAGGAAGCCGGCGAAAGUGGCUCGUUGAACCUUCCAGAUGAAGCUGUAACGGACAUUGCAAAGUGUUCCUCCACACUGGAACUGCAUGUCCCACCGGGAGGAUUCUCAGCCGUCCCGUUUUUAGAGAAGAGUCUGCGGCUUUAUGACCGGCGCUGUGACGAUGAUGGGGAUCUCGCAAUGGGCGGUAUCGCUGAAUCCACGGGCCUGCUGGGAUCAAAGGAGAUGCGCACAGCCAGGGAGAAUUUGUGUCAGGAUAUUCCAGUGUCAACGGCGCAGUGUGAGCAGGGCUGGUUGGAGCUUUGCGCGUUCGUAGAUGGGACUGAGGAGGUGGCGUGUUGGCGGCCCUCGGCGCGGUCUCGAUUGGCUGUUUGGAAGCGGUUGGUCGAGGGUGCUGUUUUACAGGGCAUUGAUCUUGAGAAGCAGUUUCUUGUUGGGGACUUGUGGAAGUCCGUCCUAGAUGAUGAUGAUGAUGAUGAGAUGGAGCCGCCGUUUCCACGCGCGUUGCUAGAGGCUGUUGUGAGGCGCAUAUGCAUUUCAGAUGAACGGCCGCCUUUGUCGGAUGAUAUUCAAUGUGAGUCCAAAAUGGACGGUGAGAUCUGGUUGCAGGUAUUGAACUUGCUAAUGCCUUUUGUGCUGUUCUCUAGGGGCGAGCUUUGA
Messenger RNA from Penicillium digitatum Pd1, 963 nucleotides. Lineage: Eukaryota; Fungi; Ascomycota; Eurotiomycetes; Eurotiales; Aspergillaceae. The record is from RefSeq and is a predicted model, not a curated record.